Marchantia polymorpha subsp. ruderalis is the source of this 617-nucleotide messenger RNA. NCBI's taxonomy places the organism in Eukaryota, Viridiplantae, Streptophyta, Marchantiopsida, Marchantiales, Marchantiaceae. The record is from the annotation of a GenBank genome assembly.
AGAGAAGCAUCUGCCCUCGAUCAGAUAUAGCAAAUCUUCUCGACCUGAAAUCUCGUACAGUUGUGAACGUCAUCGUCAUUCUGUCUGAAGAAGGAGGCGCGAUCAUCGCCAUUUUUGUGGUUGUCAUUCAUUGUUUUCAGUAGUUCGGUCCGAGGUUUGAUCAGCAAGUCAGUUAGUCGAGCGAAAGCUGCAGACAUGCAUGCCAUGAAGAACGUGGCGGCUUCGGCCAAGGAGAAGAUCAACAACAUCGGUGCUAAGGGUGAGGAGAAGAGAGACGAGGCCAAGAUCUCCGCCGAAGAAAAGGUGGCAAAGGCCCAGGCUCAUGGCGAGAUGGAGGAGCAGCAAGUGAAGGCCGAGAAGCACUUGAAGCAGGCCGACGCGAUCCGCGCCAAGGAGGAGAAGAAGGCGAUGAACGAGGCGGAGAAGGAGAUGGCCAAGGACGGUCUGGCCCAGAAGAAGGCUGCGGCUGCUCAUGCCUACGAGAACCCCAACGCCGUCGUUCGACCGGGAGGAGGAACUUAAAUACCGUCAAGAGUGAUGGAAUCGCGUGUGGAGCUUAGUCUCCACUCUCUGUACAGAUGACAAAUCUAUUUAUACCUACAUGUCAAUAAAUUGUG